AUGGAUUCGGAAAAUCAGGAAGCCUACUUGACGUGGGGAGAUGCGUAUAUCGCCAACCUAUUGUUGAUUCUGGGUCAUGGAGCGGCAAAAACAUCAGUUAUAUUCCUGCUUCGACGCAUUAACCACGACAAAUCGUUUAUUAGAGUUUGCAACAUUGUCCUGACUGUCAUUUUUAUUUGGAUUGUUGCUUCUGAGCUGGCUAUCUCAUUGCAAUGCGACUUGACCAUCCCAUGGUUCGCUACUAGCGAAUGUGAUAAUCCAACCCUCCGCUGGCAGGUUAUUGCUGCUUUUGACCUUUCGAUUGAAGUCGUCCUAUUUAUCAUGAGCGUGUCCCUUGUCUGGGAUCUCCAGAUGAGAUGGAUAAGCAAGGCAAUUGUUGUGGGGUCCUUUGGAUGUCGGCUGCUAUUAAUCCCAAUCUGCGUAACACGCUUAUCGUACCUUGACGAUACCUGGCAUAGUUCCGACCCAAGUCUCGACAGCGCCGACCUCGCCCUUUUGAGUCAAACGUUACUCCAUUACAGCCUCAUGGCGGCAACAAUACCGUGUCUAAAGCCAUUCGUGAUAGCGUUUAAUACCGGCUGGGGUCAGGGGCUAUCGAAUCAAAGCAGUAAUAACUAUUACUACAAGCGGUCGAUACUGAAUACAAUAAACAACCCAGCAGGAUCCGCCCAGAAUAAAAAGGCGCGGUUACAGAGUCGGAAAAUAAGUUCUAUAGAGGACAUUUGUCACCACGAGACACAUGUCUCGGGAGGUAAUGCAGCCGGUACGGGAGGCAAUGAAGGCGAAAGACGACAGGGUUCAGAAGCGGGGGUUAAUCAACUAGAUAUGAGCAUUCGGGAGACGAGGGAAUGGUCUGUGGAACACGAGUGUAUUGAGUUGGACUCAUUUACUAGACUUAGAUAG
Messenger RNA from Talaromyces rugulosus, 903 nucleotides. RefSeq lists its product as uncharacterized. NCBI's taxonomy places the organism in Eukaryota, Fungi, Ascomycota, Eurotiomycetes, Eurotiales, Trichocomaceae. The coding region runs from base 1 to 903 and encodes 300 amino acids. The transcript has 4 exons. The record is from RefSeq and is a predicted model, not a curated record.